Danaus plexippus (monarch butterfly) is the source of this 6413-nucleotide messenger RNA. It is a transcript of the gene Ac13E, whose product is annotated as adenylate cyclase type 9. NCBI's taxonomy places the organism in Eukaryota, Metazoa, Arthropoda, Insecta, Lepidoptera, Nymphalidae. The coding region runs from base 350 to 4633 and encodes 1427 amino acids. Gene Ontology annotation, molecular function: adenylate cyclase activity. The record is from RefSeq and is a predicted model, not a curated record. The transcript has 8 exons. Gene Ontology annotation, biological process: cyclic nucleotide biosynthetic process; intracellular signal transduction; adenylate cyclase-activating G protein-coupled receptor signaling pathway.
GUUAUGUCAGCUGACAGUGAUGGUUCCUGUGUCAGCUGUCAUCACAUCAGCAGUCAGGACAGCUCAGUGAACAGUCUUGUAUGUCACAUCACACAAGCUAAUGAAAUACGUACAUUUUGUGUCUGAUAGAACUCCUUAUAACUUUACAGUAGUGACCCUAAAUAAAGAAAGGAAAUGAUAGAAUUCUUACCAUUUUUAGUGUUUUAUCAGUGAUAGCAAUAUUUUAGUGUCAAAAUAGUUCUCAGACAAGAAAUUAUAACCUUGGUCUGAAAAUGAUUGGCUCUAAACAAAGUGCAUUUUAUGUACUUAUAUGAAAAUGGAAUAUAAUGAGAUAGACUUUGUAUAAAAAAUGAGUGGACAUAGUGGCUGUGUCACUUGCAACGAAGGGUCAGACCAUUAUGACACCAAACAUGAAGACUGUUCGGAAGGGGAAGAUGCUCAAAUCAGAAUCGCACCCCAUGUACAAGCUUACUUGGCUCAUAACAAUUCAACGACUAACUGCUGUGGAUUUGCUAUACCUAUCGCUUUCGAAAGAGCAGCUGCCGGAACGUGGUGGAAUCCACGUUUUGACUCGGAAAUACUCGAAGGUCAAUACAGAAGUAGCUCAUUUAGGCAAAUAAGGCUGCGGUUCAGAUUUGCACUUUUAUAUAUUUUGAUAUUUUCUGUGUCAUGGUUCAUUUACUUUAUCGUCCUCGGCAUGAAUGGUGUUAAUGUCAAGUGGAAAUUUUUGUGUUCUUUAUUUGCUGGCGUCCUUCUCAUUACGUGUGUUAUGCUGUUUGUUACAUUCACUAACAUAUACAAGCUGUAUACAUCCAAGCUGUCCUUAAUAAUGGCGCUGGCUCUGUGUUCAUUGAGUCUGUCGCUAGUGACGCUGACGACACAGUUUCAAACAGAUUUAUAUAAAACAGCGGACAUCAGUCAAUCUGGACAUUUUACUAUGUGUUUAGAGAUCUUGCUGAUCAUUUAUACCCUGACUCCAUUGCCCCUGUUCGCUUGUGUCAUCACGGGAUUAUUGUACUCCAUAGUUUUCGAAGUACUGAACGUCAUCGCGCAGUUAUCCGAACAUGAAUUGCACUAUUCCGGAAUUUUCGUUAGAAUUCUGCUCCAGCUCUGCGUGCACAUUAUUGGUGUACAUAUAUAUCUUAUGACAUUUGUGAGAAUGCGCGGCACGUUUAUGAAAGUGGGUCAAAGUUUAUUAGUGAGGAGACAGCUGGAAAUGGAAAAACAGUUGAAAGAGAAAAUGAUUCAUUCCGUUAUGCCGCCGAAGCUUGCGAGCUGUUUGAUGAAGGAGCAGGUCUUCGAGUCGGAUACCAAUUUGAAGAGACACGAUCCUUUGAACCCUAGGACCUCGCAGCCGGGCGCCUCAGAUAUCAAAUCACUUUUUAGACCUUUCAAUAUGAGUUCGAUGGACAACGUGAGCAUACUGUUCGCUGAUAUCGUCGGCUUCACAAGAAUGUCCAGUAAUAAAGGCGCGGAAGAACUGGUCAAUAUAUUGAACGAUCUUUUUGAGAAAUUUGACGAGUUGUGUAUAAGUCAUGGCUGCGAGAAAAUAUCGACUUUAGGGGACUGCUAUUACUGCGUGUCCGGUUGUCCGGAGCCCCGGCCGGAUCACGCGACCUGUUGCGUCGAAAUGGGACUCGGAAUGAUAGAUGCAAUUCAGGAAUUCGAUCGCGAGCGCGGCGAGGGCGUCAAUAUGAGAGUGGGUGUUCAUACCGGGACAGUAUUAUGUGGCAUUGUUGGGACUAGGAGAUUCAAAUUCGACGUUUGGAGUAAUGAUGUUAGUUUUGCUAACAAAAUGGAGUCCACGGGCAAGCCGGGCCGGGUUCACAUAUCGGAGGAGACGAGCAAGUUCCUCGGCGGUUCCUACGUGUUGGAGGAGUCGGAGGAGGUUUUCGGUCAUAAAACUUACUUCAUAGAGGGCCGCCAGAUGAGCUCCCCGUACGAUCACGAUCACUGUCUCUCUCCAUCCAAUCCCAUUAAUCUCCGUCUGAUCAUCUCCCCCGCAGUUUCCCCCCAGUCCGUGCUAUCCUUUAACAACUCCCCGUUGCCGCUGUCCACUAAGACCAGUGAGUCAUCGACGGAGGAUAAGAAUCACAGGAGCGACGUGGAUCACUCUAGAAACUUCCUCUCGCCCAGCCCUUUCAACUUCCGUAACAAAGCUAGUUCCCUGCCUAGUAUUCUGGACUCGGAUACAGAGAUGGACGAGAAGAAAUGCUUCCCCGAACGUAAUGGAAAUUCAUCAAAAAGUCCCACGUCUGUUGGAAGCUACGGCAAGUAUACCAAUAAACUGAGAAACUGGAGGGUGCCGAGGUUUUUGAGGAAACAUUCGGAUGCCCCGAUGCACGAGAUGAAGAAACGAGAGCUGAGCGACAAGACCAUCCAUUUGGUCGAGAGAGGUGACGAUUGCGUGCAGUCCAAUAGAGGCUACCAUCAGGUGCCCAUCGUUAUAGAAGCUCAGGAGAAAAGGAACCAGAACAGCAGUAAACUGAACCUUCCCAAUAACCAUGAGACGGCCUUCGAGAGAGAAGUCAUCGAUAUCCGAUCAUACUUGAGCCAGUCCAGAAGCAACAUGUCGCCAUUUGCCAGAAGUAGCAGCUACAGGUCGCAGUACGGAAGAAACAACACAGAGGUGCCGGUGUGUAGAGCUCGCAGUUCCACAUUGGCUACCCAGGGCGAGCUGAUACGUCCUAAGGACCGUCGUCUGAACCUGCCGCUUCAGGCUCGGCUCGAUGAUGCGGUCAGUCUCUGUCCCUCCGUUAACAGCAGGAAGGACUCUGGUAUAAGAAGCACCAGCAGGAGGUCCAGUAUACAACAACAGAUAUUCGCUCUGAAUCACGCUCUCGCUACAUCUCAAGCUGAUAUGAUGCAGCAUCGAGUGUCCGGCUACUACACUUCAAGUCAAUCCUCCGUUAACGACCUCCCUUCCAGGGCUAGGCUUCCCCCUCCACUCAACGAGGAACAGGUCCAAUCCUUGCAGAAGCUUAGGAAACAAUCGGACCUUCAGCUGAUAAGAUGCGUCCAAGACAACGCCAGAUCUGGCAUAAAUUACUUCGUGCAGCCUCCGCUGAACAGGAUUACAUUGUUUUUUAAAUAUCCGGAAAUGGAAAUGCAUUAUCGCGACAAGGCCCACAGGAGCGACGACUGUGAAGAUUUCCCACCGACUUUGACAACGUCGAGAUUCAACACGGCGCUGGAUAUCCUCGUCUCAGCGAUAAUCUUACUCGCGGCCAUAUCUUCGAUACUGAUCGUGUAUUCAGAAUGGCAGUUCACAAUAGGCUGGUUCGCGUUCUUCAUCAUGAUAGAAGCUGUGGCGAUGGCUUUCUGCGUGUACCGACAUUACUUGAAGUGGAAGACGAAGCGCGACCCUCAUGACGUAACGGACACCAUGAGGCGAUCCGUCAAGAUAUUCAGAAACCUAUCCAAUUGGUAUCCCUGGCAUCUUUCGGGCAGUCUAUUGAUCAGUUUACCAAUUUUGGCCGUUCUGAUCAACUUCUCUUGUCAGAAUACGACUUUGACGAUUUUGAAAGGCGAACAAUCCUUCUACGUAUAUCUUCUGUACAUAAGUGUAGUUCACUUCUGUAACUUCACUCAGAUGAGUUGGUUGGUCAAGAACACCCUGGUGACCCUAUACGCCGGUCUAUUCCUUUUCUUCGCCGUUCUCGGAUGUCACGAAGCCAAUACUCAAUUACUCAAUUCCGAUAUUAAAUUAAACCCGCAGAUGGUGGCUCAAAAUAUAACUAGUUUUAUGUUGAACGUUACCUCCGACGACUUCAUGCAGAACGGCACCGUCGCUUCGGAUGCCGUUAAUCAUGAGAUGCAUUUGACCGAGCUGUAUUUGGAUAUAGCACUACUCUUGAUACUGGUCUGGUUUCUCAAUAGGGAGUUCGAAAUCAGUUACAGGUUGAGCUUCUACAGCAACGUGGUCGCGAACCGGGAUAAGCAAAGAGUACAGAAUAUGAGGAACCAGGCCGACUGGUUGCUGCACAACAUCAUACCGCGACACGUGGCGGACCAGUUGAAGAGCACCGCCAAAUAUUCGGAGAACCAUCGAGACGUCGCUAUCAUAUUCGCGAGCAUCGUCAACUUCAACGAGAUGUAUGACGAGUCUUAUUUGAAAGGAAAGGAGUAUCUGAGGGUGUUGAACGAGCUGAUCGCCGACUUCGACGAGCUGCUGGAGAGACAGGAGUUCCAGCACGUGGAGAAGAUAAAGACUAUCGGCAGCACCUUCAUGGCGGCGAGCGGCUUGAACCCGGACCUGAGAGCGCGGUCUUCCCGCGGCGCCUACGACCAUCUCUACCAGCUGAUGGACUUCGCUCUUGAGAUGCAAAAAGUGGUGGAAAAUUUCAACCAGGACCUACUCGAAUUCGACUUCAUACUGCGCAUAGGUUACAACUACGGUGACGUCACUGCCGGUGUCAUCGGCACCACCAAGUUGUAUUAUGACAUAUGGGGUGACGCCGUCAACAUCGCCUCCAGGAUGGACUCCACCGGUGUCCCGAAGCGGAUCCAGGUGGGGGAGGCUUGUAUACCAGUGCUGUCCUUGAAGUACGAGCUCGAGCCCCGCGGCAGCGUGUACGUCAAAGGUAAGGACAACAUGAACGUGUACCUGGUCGUCAAGAAGAAAGAUGACUAGACGUAGGCGAGACAGUAAAGUAGAAUCUGUGAUUUAACUAUUUAUAUUUAUACAAUUUGAAUAUUUAAGUUAGGUCUAUUUAUUGUAUGCGAGGUAAGUGUUCAAUACUCCGUACUGUGUGGAUGAGGAUCCCUUGGCAGCUGAACCUGAGCCUCCUCGACUUGCCCCUUGAAUUUAACCAGUCUCCAGUCACGACUCAAGACUUGUCCACAUGUUUCUUACUCUUGUAUAAGUUAUGUGAAACGAUUUGAUGACGGCUAGUGUGGUGAAAUAUUAAUCGUAUCAAAAUAACAAAAAACCGUAAAAAUAAUACGAUGUUUAAAAUGUUUUGAUUAGAUUAAAAGCCGGGCCGAGAGUUUUGUUGAAUUUAAAACAAUAAAUGCUUUAAUGAUUACGCGUCCAAAUAUAAAAUGUAUGACGUGUGAUGAUGGAAACACGUGGAGCGGUGCUUCGGCGGUGACUAUUGACUAUACGAUGUACAAAAUGAUAUUUGUAUAUAGAGAAAUAGAUGGAAAUGUUUAUAUUACUGUGUAGUACAACAUUCUACUUUAAUUGUUUUAAUGGGAACGUUUGAUUGAUUGAUAAAUGUGUAAGUUAUCACGUUUAUAGAGUUUCGUGACAUCGCCAAUUUAAGAGCUAUUUAAGUGAUAUACAUAUUUACAAUUUUAAUGAUACAUGUAUAUUUAAACAACAGAUCUGAUACGAGGAGAAAAAAAAUGUUUGUAAAAAAUAUAUUUCUCGUUUAUAAUUCUUAUUGAAUCUGUAGAGGUUUACAUCAACUUUGAUCUUCUUGGAGUGUUGCCAGCUUAUUAUACAUAAAUAACAUAUUAUUUUCGCCAUAUAAAGCCUGCUUAGUGAAUAAAUUUAGAAAAUGGAGGAUUAUAAAUAAAAAUAUUUCUAAUUAUUUAUAUUAUAAAAUAUUGGUACAGCGAUAUGUUUGACGAUAAGUAAGUCACGAUCAACUAGAACUUGAGGAAAUAAUUUAGUAAUUUGAUAUAUUCAGUAAAUAUAACCAACAAAUUAUCGUCCAAAACAUGUAAGUUGCAAAUUUCACAGAUAAAAUCAUAUUGUAUUAAGGAUUGUGAUUACACAGUUUAACGAAAUAAUAUAAGUACUGUUAUGUUGUGUAUCAAAAAAAACAGCUUAGAUAUUUUUAAAGUUCUAGCUCUUCCAGACUUCACUAUCGAUAAAUGUAUACGUAGAAAUUUAUAAUUUACUGUACCUCACGUAAUGUACUAUGAAUACUUAUGGAAACGACUUAUGACGUUAGCCUUAAUAUACAUUCCAGGUGUGUUUAUUCCAAAUGCCUUGUCCUUUGUGCUUAGAGGUAUGAAAGUAUUUUUCAUGACCCAGAGUCCCGCCUUGUGGCUAAAUUAAAAGAAAAACAUUAUUUCUAAAUUAAUUCGGAGAUUAAAAGAAAUCUUAUAUUGUCAAAGUACUUUUUUAUAGUAUUGUCUAGUCAAAUAUAUUAUCUGCAUCUAAUGACAUAUGUCAUAAAAAAACAAGGUCAUUGUUUAUGAUCAUAGUGAAUUAAAGAUGGCGUGGAACAUGUACGAAACCUAUUUAUUUAUAAAUCGAAUUGUAUUUCUUGUAAUUUUGGACCAAAUCUGAAAUAUUUGCUCUCUACAAAUAAUGUUUAAUAUAUUAUAUGACGUAAAUUCGUGCUAUUUAUUGAACGAGCUGCUAUGACUUUGUAUAUAUUUAUAUCUCUAUACCUAAUUUAUUUUUCAACACUAAAACAAUAUAUUAUGUGUGAAUAAACGAAGAUAUGAUACCUUUA